Molecule: messenger RNA, 1142 nt
Organism: Setaria italica (foxtail millet)
Lineage: Eukaryota; Viridiplantae; Streptophyta; Magnoliopsida; Poales; Poaceae
Exons: 2
Coding region: 388-849 (153 amino acids)
Source: RefSeq, a predicted model, not a curated record
UAAUGGGUAUUCAUUUGAAUACCAUUGAAUACAAGUAGGCCCGCCCCUGGCUAAAGCAGGUGUGAGGUAGUUCGAGGAUCAUCUUUUGUUUUUGUCCGGGAAUCCUAAGCCUUAUCCAGUUGCUUAUCUAGCUUGAACCAGGUUCAAAUUCCUCCCCAAAAUGAGGUAUUGGAGCAAUGCUAAAAGACCAAAAACAUAUCAGCCUACAGCAAAACGCUAAAAAUUAUCCCUCAAUAAUUCAAAACAGACCACCUCAUUAUAAUUGGAUCCAGCCCGGCGCCUCACUGCUCUCUUCCCAUCUCAUUCUUUCUUCUUCUCCCUCCAGCUCAAGAAAGAGCGAGCGCAGCUGUUCUGGUUCGAGGCCGCGCAGCUGUUCCGGUCGGGGGCAUGUCCCUGCACAUGCUCCGCGUCGAGGGCCACCCGGUGUCCAUGGCCUCCUGCACCGUCGGCGACCACCAGUGGAUGCUGGCGCGCGACGCGCUCGUGGUGCGGGUCGACGCGCGCGCCUUCGUCUUCGAGCUCCCGAGCUUCUUCUACGUCGUCGUCGUGCCGCCCGCCGCUGGCGCGGACCGGAUCGAAGUGUGCCACCAUGGCCGAGAUCUUCUCGCCAACUACCAUGACCUCACAAAGGCGGAAGGCCUGCAGGGACAGGGCCCCGACCGGAACAGCUGCGCGGCCUCGAACCGGUCGCCGCAGAGCAUGAAGAGGCUCACCGCUAGCCCCACGCAGCCGCCGUCGAUGUACAGCAGCUCCGUGUCCAUGCCCAUCCAGUACUCCAGCUCGGUGGAAAUUCCGGGAUUAGGGAAGGAUCGACCCCGCAUAUAUGCGAGGAGAUGGAUGUGUUUUUAGCAUCCGCGUAUUUUUACAGGGAAGUAUUGGGAAACUGUUGGAGGUAAGUUUUUUUUUCCUUAAGGUUUUGGAGCAAUUCUAAGGAAGGAAGCUUUUAGAGUUGCUCUUACAGGUUUAGCAUCUGUGAAAAAACCACCUCUCUUGUCUCUAGUCUUUGGGCUAGACUCUCAAAUCGCCUCUCUCGUCCCUAGUCUUUGGGCUAGACUCUUCCUGUAACUGACUCCUUUGCAUUUCGGUUGCUUUGUAAUGGAAAUGGAGCAAAGCCUUGUGUCCAAGAAAAAAAAAUGGCGGUC